AGCCUUGCCAUUGACCGCUGUGAAAUAUUUUCGAGUUUGCGACAAAGAAAACUGUCUUAGACAGAGUCAAAACUGAGCAUAUAAGACGAAACGAGUAGACGCGACCGCUCCAAAUCUAUUACCUUGUAGUUUAGUGGAGUCGAUAUGACAAUGUCAUCAUCAGUUGGUGUUUGGGUUUUGGUCUGCGCUAUAUCAAGUCACCUGUCAGUGGCUCAGGAUCUGGUAGCCGUGACUGUGUUAUAUAGGCAUGGUCAUCGAUCUAUUCUUGAUCCCUACCCUACGGAUCCCUACAGGAAUGAAAGUUUUUGGCCAGUUCCAUUUGGGGAACUAACAAAUAUCGGCAAAAACCAACAUUACGCCCUUGGUAAAUGGCUGCGGCAACGUUACACCUCCUUCCUGAGCAGGAAAUACAUGGCGAAGGAAAUUCACAUAAGAUCAUCCAACUACGAUCGAUGCUUAAUGUCAGCAGCCUCCAACUUAGCCGGUCUCUACCCACCGGAAGGAGACCAAAUCUGGAACCAAGCGCUCAACUGGCAACCCAUACCAAUCCACAGCCGUCCAAAAGCGAUGGACGGUAUGCUGGCCCUGGAGAAACCAUGCCCCGAAUACCAAAGGCUCCAGAAGGAACAACUCAACAGCAACUACCACCAGAAGAUCAUCGCAGCCAAUAGCAAACUCUACGUCUACUUGUCUGAGAAGACAGGGAUGAAGAUCAAGGACUUCAUAGGGGCGAACGAUAUCUACGAUACCCUCCUGGUCGAGAACCAAUCAAACUACACCCUUCCCGAGUGGACCCAGUCUGUGUUCCCAGAGAAACUGCGCCAGCAAGCCGUGAUUAGGUUCGAAUUUGACACCCACACCCCACAGUUGGCCAAGUUCGGGGUGGGGCAGGUUUUCGACAGGAUCUUGACCCAAUUCGAUUCCCGUGUGAAGAAUCUGACGUUCCCCAAGUUCCAGAUGCUGUCAGCGCACGACACUAACGUUUUCAACGUGCUGAACUCCCUCGGGAUACCCAAUUUGGAGAUGGUUCCUUACACUGGCAUGGUUAUUUUCGAGCUGAGGAGGAAUAGCUACGGGAAAUACUACGUGGACUUCUUGUACAAGAAGUCCGAUAGGGCGGAAUUGCUCACGAUCAAGGGCUGUGAAACCGACUGUGAUUACGAUAGAUUUAAGGCUAUUUUGAAACCGUUGUCCUCCAUUUGGAGGGAAGGAAUGCUCAAAGCUUAUAAAUGA
This is a messenger RNA of Coccinella septempunctata (seven-spotted ladybird), 1233 nucleotides long. Its product is annotated as prostatic acid phosphatase-like. Bases 145 to 1233 code for a protein of 362 amino acids. The record is from RefSeq and is a predicted model, not a curated record. Gene Ontology annotation, molecular function: phosphatase activity. Gene Ontology annotation, biological process: dephosphorylation. NCBI's taxonomy places the organism in Eukaryota, Metazoa, Arthropoda, Insecta, Coleoptera, Coccinellidae. The transcript is spliced from 3 exons.